AAGCAAAUGAAACUGGGAAUCAUGAUGGGGAGAUGUUUAACCAAUCAAGCCCUGGAUCAAACUUAAAAAAAAAAAAAGGCUGAUCUCUUAUUCAGCACACUGGAAAAGGUCACCUUGUCUUGCUGAAAAAGAAACACAAUCGCUUUGCUGCUCUCUAUUUGUACCUUCUGCGCCCUCGGUUUACCAAGUAAGGCUCUCUGCUUGCACAGACAGGGAUACUCAUGGUAGAUGACAAGGGAAAGAACAUGAAAUGUCUCACCUUCUUCUUGAUGCUUCCAGAGACCGUUAAGAACAGGUCCAAGAAAAGCUCAAAGAAGGUAAACAGUAGUAGCAGCAGCAGCAGCGGCAGCAGCGGCAGCAGCAGCAGCAGCAAAUUACCUCCAGUGUGCUAUGAAAUCAUUACCUUGAAGACUAAAAAGAAGAAAAAGAUGGCUGCUGAUAUUUUCCCCCGAAAGAAACCAGCUAACAGUAACACAACAGCUGUCCAGCAGUAUCACCAGCAAAAUAUCAAUAACAACAAUAUUAUUCCAGCUCCCAACUGGCAAGGACUUUAUCCCACCAUCCGAGAAAGAAAUGCAGUGAUGUUCAACAAUGACUUGAUGGCAGAUGUUCAUUUUGUGGUUGGGCCACCAGGUGGGACCCAGCGAUUACCAGGACACAAAUAUGUCUUAGCUGUUGGAAGCUCUGUAUUUCACGCAAUGUUUUAUGGAGAGCUUGCUGAGGACAAAGAUGAAAUCCGUAUACCAGAUGUGGAGCCGCCUGCUUUCCUCGCUAUGCUGAAAUACAUUUAUUGUGAUGAAAUUGACCUGGCUGCUGAUACAGUUCUGGCAACUCUUUAUGCUGCCAAGAAGUACAUUGUUCCUCAUCUUGCCCGGGCCUGUGUGAAUUUCCUAGAGACGAGCCUGAGUGCAAAAAACGCUUGCGUGCUGCUUUCCCAGAGCUGCUUAUUUGAGGAACCCGACCUGACUGAGCGUUGCUGGGAAGUGAUCGAUGCACAGGCCGAGCUGGCUCUGAAAUCAGAAGGCUUCUGUGACAUUGAUUUCCAAACCCUGGAAAGCAUUCUUCAAAGGGAGACCUUGAACGCCAAAGAGAUUGUGGUUUUCGAAGCUGCCCUCAAUUGGGCUGAAAUAGAGUGUCAACGGCAAGAGUUGUCUGCCAGCAUUGAAAACAAGCGCAAAGUGCUUGGGAAGGCACUCUAUCUCAUUCGCAUACCUACAAUGGCAUUGGAUGACUUUGCCAAUGGGGCUGCUCAGUCUGGUCUUCUGACCCUCAGUGAAACAAAUGAUAUCUUCCUUUGGUACACAGCUGCCAAAAAACCAGAGCUGCAGUUUGUGAGCAAUGCCCGGAAAGGCCUGGUCCCGCAGCGCUGUCAUCGUUUCCAGUCGUGUGCCUACCGCAGCAACCAGUGGCGCUACAGGGGUCGAUGCGACAGCAUCCAGUUUGCUGUCGACAAGAGAGUGUUCAUUGCUGGAUUUGGUCUCUAUGGCUCCAGCUGUGGAUCAGCAGAAUACAGUGCCAAAAUUGAACUCAAACGACAAGGUGUUAUCCUUGGACAAAACUUAAGCAAGUAUUUCUCAGAUGGAUCUAGCAAUACAUUCCCCGUGUGGUUUGAGUACCCAGUGCAGAUCGAACCAGAUACCUUUUACACAGCUAGUGUGAUUUUGGAUGGUAAUGAACUCAGCUAUUUUGGACAAGAAGGAAUGACAGAAGUCCAGUGUGGCAAAGUGACUGUGCAAUUCCAGUGUUCUUCAGACAGUACCAAUGGCACUGGGGUUCAGGGAGGGCAAAUUCCAGAACUUAUCUUUUAUGCCUGAAGGAAAAGGUGGCUUCGCAGAACACUGUGUGAUUCUAUGAUGUACUGGGUCUGGUUCAGGCCAGUUUCAUGCUUAGCUUGUUGUCUGCAGAUAAAUGGUCAGUACAAGUAGGAUAUUCUUAAAUGCAGUGAACAGUUUUGACUUUUGCUGUACUUUUUAUCGUCUCAAUGUAUUUCUUCUACUAAAAGCUCCCAAGAACAAACUAGCAAAUUAAGUAUUAAAGAUUUCCAGCCUUAGCACAGAUGGAAUGCCUUAUUAGUGAAAAAAGAGCAAAUAGAUGUCCUAUUUUUACAUGCAGUGUGCCAAGGGACAUUCUUUUCCGGUCUCUAAUUUGCUGCUAUUUCCUGUCAUUUUGAUUUAUUAUUUAUUUAUUUAUUUAUUUGGUUUUGCUCCUGCAUGUUGUAGGCUUUUGAACAUCUCAGAAUUAAAGGUGGCUUUAGCCUCUUGCUGUUUGGAUGCAGCUCACACUUUCACCUGAUGCUAGUUUAGCAGCAGCAUCACCAUGCCUAGGCUGAGGUUUUGUUGAGGGAACAUCAGAGAGGUGGUUUAAUUGAGAUGAUCUCCUUGAUUUUGACACAACUAUAUGGAGAAGUCUAACAGAAAAUAUAUGAAGUUUGGUUUGCACUGGGCAGCUUUGGAAAUACUGGCACUUCAUAUUUAGUUUAGGUUGUGGCAGACUACAGCAAAAACUCAAGGUCUUGGGGGACAUUCUUCUUAAUUAACCUUAACCUUUCUACAGAGUUCUUCCUCAAGCAAACUGUUGAUAUUUAGAAUGCAUUCAUGCAUUUUUGCUUAGUAUUACUUUCGAGAAGCCUUCCCUAGCUGGUGCCCUCCCAGAUGUAUUGGAGCAAUUUCUACAGCCCUCAAAGCACAUGCUAGAUGGGAAUGAUGGCAGUCAGAGCCCUUCACACAAGGAAAGUGUGCUCUAAUGUAUUAAAUAAAUGGUAUUUACACCAUUAAAAAUCUCUCCGAUAGUUACUUUUCUUUUCAAGGGAUUAAAUGUAUUUCAUUUAAUCAAGUUUAGUAGCCAUUAUUCUGGCAGCCUUUCAUGCAUCAUCUAUAUUUUUUCCACUGCCAGAAAAUGUGUAGCAAAAAGCAGGCAAUGAGUUUUGUGAGUUUUAUUUGCCCAAAUAGUUUUAAGUGUAGGUGUUUUUCUCCAAGUAGUAAAAAUACAGAUGUUCGGAGCAUUUUAUUGGUAGAAAUCACAAUGGAAUGUAUUUGUUCAGUAUACUAUACAGUGACAUUUUUCUCAUUGAACUCAAUGCUAGAUAUUUUAAUGCUUCACAAAUUGAAUCAACUAGUGGAGCAUUUAAACAGGUAGAAGCAAGUAGGUUUGAAAGCUCUGUUUUUGGAUGAGCAUGUAGACUGGAUAUUAGGCGGUUCGGUUAGAAUAUGAAUAUUCACCCAAUUACACAUGUAUUUUUAACACACAUCUCAGAUUUCUAGAUGUUAAAAAUUUUACUAAUCUGAUUCCCUCCACAUGUGUUACACUACAGUUUUCGCUAUCCCCAGCCAGUGUGGCAAAGGGAUUUCUAGCAUUUGUAAUCUAACACAGGUUGCAGCAGAGUUAUUGAGGCAAUCUGCUAUUUGCCAGGCUCAUACAAAAUAAUAUUUGUUUUAACUUAUCAGACACUAUGGCUUGUUCAACAAACUAUAAUUUAAAAACUUCUAGUUUAGCGUUAAGUGUAAAUGUGACCAUUAACAUUGCUUGUGAAUCUGCUUGUAGUUCUCCCUCUGACUACAGAAUACUUUUUAGCACAAGUGUAAAUUACCAGUUUGUUUUGUGCAGCUCACAGUACAGUAAGACUAUCAAAUUUGGGCUGCAAAACUUCAUGUGGCAGCAAAUAAAAAACACUAACUGGGAUUUUUGCAACCCAGAACUGGUAACCCUGCAGUAUCCGUCAAACCUGUCUUUUAAAAAGGGGUAUUUGUGAUUUAAAUGUUUCUUGUUUAAUUUUUGGUCUUUCAGAUGUCAGUCAAGCUUUCCUUUUCCAGAUUUUUCUUUUUUAUUGGUUGGACUAUCUGCAUUCCUGACAGGAAAAGGUUGGCAGAUAGCUUUAAAAGAACAGAAAGAAAAAUGAAUAUAGGUGAAUCAUACAGAACAACAUCAUGUUUGUUGUUGGCACUGUCUCAGAAAGGCAACCCCUACAUUUUUCAGUCUAGGAAGCCACUUAUAAUAUUAGUCUGAAACUGAUUUGUCCCAAUUUUUUGUCUCCAAAAAAAUGUGCAAUUCCACUGCCGUAUUUUUUAAAAUGAAGUAAAUAUAAGUCCUUCCCACUUGCAACGUACCUUCUUAGCAUGACAUUUACCGUCAUAGCUAUUAGAGUUGUGGCUUUUAUCUGUUAGCGUUUCUACCCAAGGCAGCCAAAGAAUCUGAAGUUGUCAGUAAAAUGACAAAAGCAGUGUCACACUGCAUGCUCUGCUACUUCCGUAUACAUAAAUCACAGCACAUGUGGGGCUUCCGUUGUGACGGCUCAACAGUGCUUUCGUCAUCCUGCCCCCCCACCACAUCCUUGUGGAUGCCUUUAGUCCCUACCCUAUAUCAGCUUUUUGUAUUGUGGUGGCUUCAUCUCGAACUUGAGCUACAACUUACACAAUUCCCAGGCAGGAUAACCAUUGAUAGUCCCAAAAUAUUUGCAGACUGCCUCCCUAAAUAUUUUUACAGGCUGAAAUCCUGGUUUCUGGUUGUAUAUAUGCCAUUAAAUAGCUGUGGUGCCCCAAAUACUAUUUAGAACUACAACAUGAGAAAAUUUAACAGUAACACUUUCUCAGCAACGUAGCAUAUUAAAAAAUAGACCCACAAGGCAGAAGCUGUCUUCUAAGGACAAACGCUACUCCUGUAUCUCUCGUACUUUUAUUAUCACAUAUGAUACUGUUAAAAAAAAUUGCUUAUACCUCUCAGAAGUAUAAGUACGUUUAGAUUAAAUGGAAGUUGCUUUUCAAAGAAAUGUAAACGAUUAUAUCCUCACAACUAAAAAACCAAGUAUGGUUCAAAAACUGGAUUUAGACUAGAGAGACCAGAGGUCAAAGUUCUUUUCAGUCAUAGAAUUUGUUCCAUUUUCCUGAGUCCUUAUGGAGAAAGUCAGUCUCAAUCUAACUUUCAUCACAGUACCAACCGGAGGAUAUACAGGGUUGCUGUUGCGGGGAAAAAUAGGAGGUGGAAGUAAUAGGCAUGUUCGCCGCCUUGAGUUAUUCAUAAAAAUAAUAAAGGCAGGAUAGAAAAUAAAAUAAAUAAAUAAAUAAAAUGUUUGGAUAGACCAUACAUAUUGGCUGAGGUCUUUUGAGGAAGGGCCAGAUAAAAGCAUCCAUACAAUUCGUUUGGGAGAAAACGUUCUUCUCAUAGGUUAUUUUUUUUCCAACCCAAUUAAUUUUUAGAUGUUUCAGAUAUGCCAGAUAAAAACACAGUGAAUGGCAUGGUUUCAGGAAGACUGCUGGCAGUACCUUAAAAUGAAAUUAAAACCAGUUUCCAGACUUAGGUCUCAUCAGUUGCCCUGUGCCCUCUCGGCCUCUAGAUGGCGUAUACGCACUGCUACUUUUAGCUAUACCCCGUUGAAGCACAUGAUGUUUGAAAGGUCUCAGUUUUAUUCUGGAAAAUCUGUUGUAUUUCCAAUAAACCUUUGUGGAUGAUGAACAAUGAAACUGAAAUUAGUAUAGUCACAGUCAUUCCUGAAGAGAGAAAUGAAUUAAUCGUCCCUGACACCUGGUUGCACAGCUCACCCUCCCUUUUUAGAGGGCCACAGACAUGUAUUGAAUCUUUCCUUCUUUGCCUGUUCCCAUAAUUGGUUACAAAGUAGGCAAUUUGUCAGAAUAAAUAUGGAUAAAUAUUUAGCUUGCUUUUAUGUUGAAGUCUUCACUGCAUUUCAAUGUAUUGUUUCCAUUAUUCCACAAAUGUAAUGCCAGUGAAAUCUGCAUAUAUCACCAUAUGUCAAAAAUGGUAGCCACAUGUAUGCCCUACUUUGAGGUAAACUUAAGUAGGAUAUUAAUUACUCCUGAGAAAUAGACUGAGCAGUAGGCAGGUCUGCAAGAAAUAGAAUACUCCCAUUGCCAGUCCCAGCUCCUGCCAACCUAGCAGUUCGAAAACAUGCCAAUGUGAGUAGAUUAAUUGGUACCGCUUCGGCGGGAAGGUAACGGCGUUCCGUGAGUCAUGCUGGCCACAUGACCACGGAAGUGUCUACAGACAAACGCGGCUCUUCGGCUUUGAAAUGGAGAUGAGCACCGCCCCCUAGAGUCGGACAUGACUGGACUUAAUGUCAAGGGAAACCUUUACCUUUACCUAAGAUAGUUAAGCUGUACAGGAGGACUGUAUUAGCCCAAAUUGGGGGGGGGGAUGAGAUGAGUUCAGAGUUUUGAGUGUGUAAUUUUGGUUUAAAAUCACCAUGUUGCUUUUUUAAUUUGAAAUGACUUGUUUUCAAGGGCAAUACUGCAAAGGCAUUUAUACUUUUUCUCUGCAACUGUGAGAACUAAAAACAUGCAUGAAUUCCAUAGAUCCUGAAUAAGCUAAGAAAUCUGUGCAACAGAAUGUAUGACCAUGCCUACACCACUGAAUACUUGUAUUUUUUCUGAUGUUCUGUGCAAUCCUACAUACAGUUUUGCUGACUUGCCUACGAUUAAUUCCUAGGUAAGUGUGCUGAGCUGCGAUCUUAAACAGUAAGCUACAGUGUAUAUUACAUGACUUUUUGCAGUUUUAAUGCCUUUUAAAAUUCAACUCCUAAUGUUAAUUCAUUAUUUUCAACAUACAUAACCUGCCUUUCUAAAUUUUAAAAUAGCACAUAUUAAAUAUUAGGAAAUAUUGAGAAAAUCAGAACUAAAGAACUAAAAGGUACGAGCUGCAUUUAAUGACAACUUUAAAGGGGUAUUUUGUAAAAGCUUGGAUGGAAUAAAAAUUGACUACACUACCAGUCUAAAAGCAAGCCAUAAUGGGGCCAAGCAGAUUUCCUUUGGGAGGCUGUUAAGAUAAAUGACUACUUGAAGUAGCUGUCAAAUCAGAAUGAAGAGUCAGGAAAAUGCUACCUGGAAUGGGCUUUGUGAAUGUGUAUGUAUUGGCUCUCAAAGACACCAAAAACUUAGAACGAAGCCAACAUUUUCUUUGCAUGUUACAGAAGAAGAAAGUUUCAAAUUUUGUUCUAUAGACAAUAUAAUGAAAUUUAUAAUUGAUAAGACAAUUCAAUUGUAUAAAUAGCAAUGUUAUUAGGAAGAUAAUAAUUACGACUUUUAGGACUGUAUUUAUUUAUCUAGCCUUUGGUCUGUUGUCCCCCCCAGGGAGCAACUUGGUAAGAGCUUUGAGUACUUAUAUCUUCCGUGCCAAAUAGAAUAAAACAAAUGUAUUUACCUGUACUUCAUUUAAUUUAGUAUCCUUCUGAAUACAGGAUACAUUUCUGAACUGGAGAGGGAGUGUUUAUUGAACUGGGUGGACCUUAAUAUGUUUCCAUCAUCUGAUGUUUUUCUGACAGCAACGGAACAGGCAUUUUAACUUUGACUCUGUACUCUGUAACUACCCAAGCUAAAUUGGAUUCAUUAAACUCAAAGUAUGUUACCUUGUGUAGAUUGUGGACAGAAUGAGAAGAUUUGCAGCAUCAAACUGUAUUGGAGAACUAAGCAGGAUUACAGAAUUGUCCCCCAAAUUAGAGCUUUACACCUGAAACAGAAAGUUCAAAUCCUAACUUGUUAGGAUAAUAUAUUAUAAUACAUUGGUUUAGUCUUCUGGAGCCAUCCAAUAUAUUCAUCUAAAACAAAAGAACCUGAGAUAAAGAGAAAAUAUAUUAUAGACACUGUUGAAAUUAUUCUGAAUAUCAUCCUGCAAACUGAACUGAAAGGGGAAAGAAAGUUACUACUGGAUGUCUGGUGUAAUACAUAUUUGAGUUGAUCUGACAUACUAUUUAAGCAAAUAUUCUAAUUUCUACAGUACCUAUUGCACUGGGUUUUUUUAAAAAAAUGAAAAAUUUAAACUCCGUUAAUUCAGACACAAUUGCAUCUAGUUGUGUUUGGAACAGUGCUUAAUGAUAGCAACUAAUGGCAUUAUUUACGAAGGACAUAUAUAAAUACAAGUACCUCAAAUCGAAUGUUACCAUACUGUAUCUUUACUGUAACAGUGCAGAAUUUUAGUAGACACAUGAAUGUGUAUAAUCACAUUUAAAAUAAAAAUAAAAAUGAAACUGGUUCUUACACUGUUUCCAGCGUGCUUCUGAACCUUCUUAAAUAAAUGGAAUCCUGAAUGUGAAGAAACUUU
Molecule: messenger RNA, 8040 nt
Organism: Candoia aspera
Lineage: Eukaryota; Metazoa; Chordata; Lepidosauria; Squamata; Candoiidae
Gene: BTBD3
Product: BTB domain containing 3
Exons: 4
Coding region: 222-1814 (530 amino acids)
Biological process (GO): neurogenesis; dendrite morphogenesis; cerebral cortex development
Cellular component (GO): cytosol
Molecular function (GO): protein binding
Source: RefSeq, a predicted model, not a curated record